GCAUGGGGAUUCCCUGUUUUCACUGGACAUACAUUCAUAUCUUUUCACCUACUGCUAGUGUAGUCCAUAGGUCUAUAUGCUAGAUCUAACACCCCACCACCUUAAAGAAAAGCAAAUAGGCGACAAACUUAAGAAGCAAUAAAGACAAACAAGGCUUUGGAGAUGUACUAGGUUGUCUAUUACCAACAGGCAAAGCCAUAGUUGAGGUGAAAGGUGACAGUUUAUAACAAAGCCCAGCCUAGUUCAACUAUUUAAGCUGGAAUUGAUUGCAGUCGCUGAGCACAUGUCAUGGGAGCCUUUCGAAUAUAUAUUUGUGCGUAUUGAAACAUCCACAUAACUUGAUUUCUAGCUCCUCUUCCAAGCCUUCCAAUAUGUGCAACCACAAAUCCCAUGAAGAUGAGCCACUCUUUUCUAGUAUCAGUAUCAGCCUGACCACAAAGGAAAAGGGGAGAGAGUAUAGAGAAAAAACAGAGGAUGCAGCAGCAUGGCCGUCCCCUAGAGAGGUGGUGGAGGAGCUGAGGUCUCUAGGUGGUAUAGCAGGUCCCAUGGUGAUGACAAGCCUGCUUUUAUACUCAAGGUCCGUGAUAUCAAUGUUGUUCUUGGGUCACCUAGGAGAGACUGAACUAGCUGGUGCAUCUCUCUCCAUGGGUUUUGCCAACAUAACUGGUUACUCGGUCAUAUCAGGCUUGGCCUUGGGAAUGGAACCCAUUUGUGGCCAAGCCUAUGGGGCCAAAAGAUGCAGCCUUCUAAGCCUAGCCCUUCAAAGAACCUUCUUGUUACUCUUAAUUGCCACCAUACCCAUAUCUAUACUAUGGCUAAAUAUGGAACCAAUCCUCUUGUGGUUAGGCCAAGACCACACCAUAACAGGCAUAGCCUCCACUUUCAUUGCCUUCUCUCUACCUGACCUAUUGGCCCAAGCUUUCCUCCAACCCCUAAGAAUCUUUCUAAGGACCCAGAACCUCAUAAAGCCUCUAAUCCAUGGGGCCACAUUUGCAUUGAUCCUUCACAUACCCACCAACUACUUUUUAGUCAUUUAUCUAAAACUAGGGAUCAGAGGUGUCGCCUUAGCAGCAUCCUCUGGUAGCUUCAACAUGGUGUUUUACUUGUUGGCCUACUUAGCCUUCACUAAAUCAGCACUCAAGCCAUGGGAAAACUUGACUAGAGAAUGUCUGCAAGGUUGGAAACCUCUGCUGUAUUUAUCGUUGCCAAGCGCUGCCUCUGUGUGCUUGGAAUGGUGGUGGUACGAGCUGAUGAUAAUACUCUGUGGCCUACUGAGCAACCCGCGAGCCUCAGUUGCUUCAAUGGGGAUCCUCAUCCAAACCACUGCCUUGAUAUAUGUCUUUCCAUCUUCAAUAAGUUUAGCAGUUUCGACAAGAGUGGGGCACGAGUUGGGGGCAAACCAACCAGAUAAGGCUCGAAGGGCAACCGUAGUUGCCAUGGUCAGUGGAGCAAUGAUGGGCUUUCUGGCCCUACUUUUCACGCUCUCAAUGAGCCAUUUUUGGGCUAAGAUGUUCACAAACGACGCUGAAAUUCUUCUGUUAACAUCUAUCACAUUGCCUAUUGUUGGACUUUGUGAGUUAGGUAAUUGUCCACAAACAACAGGUUGUGGGGUACUAAGGGGAAGUGCUAGACCAUCUAUUGGGGCAAAUAUAAACUUGGGCUCCUUUUAUCUUAUCGGAAUGCCGGUUUCUAUACUCAUGGGGUUCGGCUUCAAACUCGGUUUCGUCGGAUUAUGGUUAGGGCUGGCUGCUGCUCAAGGUUCUUGUGUUGCAUUGAUGCUCUAUACUGUGUUUAACACUGACUGGAAAUGCCAAGCCAAGAGAGCAAAGCUGCUCAUAGCUGAAGAUGGGGUGGCGAAUGAUUUGGAAGCCACUCUUCUCGUUCAUUAGAGAAGAGGGUCUUGACUCCCAACAAGUUGGGUCUUUCAUGAGGGACCCACAUGCUAACCCUGUACUAAAACUCCCCCUUGUAAGCCUUCCAAUUUUUGUACACUGGUUAACCAAUCAGCAAAUGGCACAUCCAUUUUGCACAAAAUGUUAAAAAAAAAAAAA
Molecule: messenger RNA, 2051 nt
Organism: Amborella trichopoda
Lineage: Eukaryota; Viridiplantae; Streptophyta; Magnoliopsida; Amborellales; Amborellaceae
Product: protein DETOXIFICATION 48
Biological process (GO): xenobiotic detoxification by transmembrane export across the plasma membrane
Cellular component (GO): membrane
Molecular function (GO): antiporter activity; xenobiotic transmembrane transporter activity
Source: RefSeq, a predicted model, not a curated record